AUGACUUCGUCCUCUGCUGCUUCCUUACAUAAUCCAUAUUUCAGUCAAAACUCUGGUCAAAAAGAUAUUUGGUCUCUUAUUAAUGAGACUGCUGCUGCUGCCCAGGCCGAAUCUGGUAAGCCAAUUGUUAACUUGGGUCAAGGGUUUUUCAGUUAUAGUCCUCCAGAUUUUGCAAUUCAAGCUGUUAAUCAGACGAUUGAAAAAGCUCAAUUUAAUCAAUAUGCUCAUGCCAGAGGUAACCCUAAUUUAUUAAAUCAAUUGGCUAAGUUAUAUACUGAAGAAUUGGGUCGUGAUGUUUCUACUGAUAAUUUACAAAUUACCACUGGUGCUAAUGAAGGUAUUUUUUCAAUCUUCUUUGGUUUUUUAACUGGUGGCGAUGAAGUCAUUGUCUUUGAACCAUUUUUCGAUCAAUAUAUCCCAAAUAUUGAAAUGACUGGUGCUAAAGUUAAAUAUGUUGAAUUAAAAUAUCCUUCUAAAUUUGAUUCUCAAAAUGUUAGUGGCGAUGAUUGGGAAGUUGAUUGGGAAGGUUUGGAAAACUCAAUUUCUGAUAAGACUAAAAUUAUCGUUAUUAACACUCCUCAUAAUCCAAUUGGUAAAGUUUUCAAUGAAGAAGAAUUAACCAGAAUUGGUCAAUUGGCUAUAAAACAUAAUAUUAUCCUUGUCAGUGAUGAAGUUUAUGAAAAUUUAUAUUAUUUACCGAAAUUUCCUCGUCCUGCUAAUUUACCUAAUUUACCCGAAUUAGCUGAACGUACUUUGACUGUUGGAUCUGCUGGUAAAUCUUUUGCUGCCACUGGCUGGCGUGUUGGUUGGGUCCAUGGUCCAAAAGACUUGAUCCCUUAUGUAACUGCUGCUCAUACUAGAAUUUGUUUUUCAACUCCUGCUCCUUUACAACAAUCAGUUGCUGAAGCGUUUGUUAAAGCUUCUACUAAUAAUUAUUUUGAAACUGUAAGAAAACAAUACUUGAAAAAAUAUGAAAUUUUUCAACUGGUAUUUGAUGAUUUAGGUUUACCAUAUACUACUGCUCAAGGUGGCUACUUCUUACUAGUAAAUUUUGCUAAAUUGAAAUUACCAGAUGACUAUCAAUAUCCUCCAGAAAUCUUAUCUCGUAAAACAAAUGAUUUUAAAUUAGCUUAUUGGUUAAUUAAAGAAAUUGGUGUUGUUGGUAUUCCUCCAACCGAAUUUUUAACUACUGAAAAGAGAAUUGAUUUGCAGUUUGUAAAGAUGAUCAUGUUUUAG
Molecule: messenger RNA, 1236 nt
Organism: Hyphopichia burtonii NRRL Y-1933
Lineage: Eukaryota; Fungi; Ascomycota; Pichiomycetes; Serinales; Debaryomycetaceae
Product: pyridoxal phosphate-dependent aminotransferase
Exons: 2
Coding region: 1-1236 (411 amino acids)
Biological process (GO): biosynthetic process
Cellular component (GO): cytoplasm; mitochondrion
Molecular function (GO): L-kynurenine:2-oxoglutarate transaminase activity; pyridoxal phosphate binding
Source: RefSeq, a predicted model, not a curated record